AUGGGCUCCCCUAGGGCCUGCCCUGCCCCUCGCCGUACCCGGACACCACACGGUCCUCACUCGGUCACCUCGGGGCCGCCCAGACCCGGGUUUCGAGGCCUGGCGGAGCUGGAUGGAUUCGCGAAUGUUAUUUUUCUGACAGAUCCCAAAAUAUUCCCGGGCCAAUGGAGGGGGAAGCCCAAGAUAACUCUGCUGCUCCUCUGGGACGCAGAGCCUCUUAAGCUGGAGCAGGAGGGCAGGAGCUCAGUGGAGCCCUGGGUCGCCGCCAGCUCCGCCCUGGCACUUGCUCGCCCGCGUCACUGUCAGGAUUUGUCUAGCAACGUGUUCCCUAACAGGGGUGUGUUGGGGGGAGUCCUGUUUCCGACUUUCGAAAUGGUUAUCAAAGUGUUUGUUGCUACAUCUUCUGGGUCCAUAGCGAUUAGGAAGAAACAGCAAGAAGUUGUGGGCUUUUUGGAAGCAAAUAAAAUUGACUUUAAGGAACUAGAUAUAGCUGGAGAUGAGGACAACAGGAAGUGGAUGAGAGAGAACGUUCCUGGGGAGAAAAAACCUCAAAAUGGGAUUCCUCUGCCACCCCAGAUCUUCAACGAAGAGCAGUAUUGUGGGGAUUUUGACUCUUUCUUCUCUGCAAAAGAAGAGAAUAUUAUCUAUUCCUUCCUCGGUUUGGCUCCCCCUCCCGGCUCAAAGGGAACCGAGAAGGCUGAAGAAGGCGGAGAAAGUGAGGCACAGAAAGAGGGUGGUGAAGAUGCGGGCGACCUCCCUGGAUCGCAGAAGAAGAAUGAAGAGGAGGGAGAGCCAGCAGCAGAAGAGACGGAAGAGGUAACUGAGGAGGGAGCAGAAGAGGAAGCAGAGGAGGAGGAAGCUGACGGUGACGAGGAGCCAGGAGAAGGAGGAGAAGACUCUUAGGCCUUUCAUGUUUAAUUUCUUCCGCGUUUCCAGAAAACCCAAGCCAUGAAGCAACAUUUCAAAUGUCUCCCACAAACCAA
Otolemur garnettii (small-eared galago) is the source of this 983-nucleotide messenger RNA. RefSeq names its product SH3 domain binding glutamate rich protein (gene SH3BGR). Bases 1 to 903 code for a protein of 300 amino acids. NCBI's taxonomy places the organism in Eukaryota, Metazoa, Chordata, Mammalia, Primates, Galagidae. The transcript has 9 exons. The record is from RefSeq and is a predicted model, not a curated record. Gene Ontology annotation, cellular component: cytoplasm.